Molecule: messenger RNA, 644 nt
Organism: Bursaphelenchus okinawaensis
Lineage: Eukaryota; Metazoa; Nematoda; Chromadorea; Rhabditida; Aphelenchoididae
Source: the annotation of a GenBank genome assembly
AUGUCAGUAGAUGCCGAGAUACAGAAAGUACAAGAUGCACUAGCUAGAGUACACCAGACCUUCUAUGACCUCGCCUUUGGCAUGAAGAAUAUUACUGCUGAACUGGAUGCCAAGCUAAGUGUCUUCAACCAAGAAGUUCAAGGAGUUGAACAUGAAGUCGCUUUGGUCCGAAGCGGUGUUCUGACCGUUACUGAUAGUGUAAGUUUUUAAAUUUAAUACCUAUUAAGCAAUAGCUUUAUUUAAAAUAUAGUUUUAAAUUUCAAAAGCUAUUUUUAAAUUCUUGUUUUUAAUAAAGUUCACUUUAGUUCCCCAACCGAACAUCGUACAUGGUGAUCCUACUAGUUAUCGACUUCAUCAUCUGGAUACUGGCCGGCUUUCUAUUGUACAAAAUAGUCCAGAACUGCCGUUUUGGCCCCAAAAACUCGACCAAAAUGAUCUCGAAGUACGAAAAGUUGAUGAACAAACAAGACAAGAAAGACACCGUGCCUGUCUACAGUCCCCCUCCAGAAUACUACGCAAUUACAGUUGACAUGGACGAUGAAAUGGAGGUACCACCAUCAGAGUACCAAAACGAAGGACGACAUUGGAACAUCCUGAUGCCUAAGACGUUCUGGAAGAAGAACGUUCCAGUUGAUGCCGUUUAA